GGCCCACGAAACAGCACGCCAAGACGGGGUAACGGACCCCUUACAGAGAUGGGCUACUUCGCCCAAAGAGGAAGAAGACGAAUUUGAACUGUGUAACUACAACCUGGACUCGGCGUGGGGUUUCUAGACGUUCAUAUGCAAGAGUUAUUCAUUGUUUAAAAUGUGGGAGAUGGUGGCGUUACCAAGAGCGAGCUCUCCCUUCCUGUCGUCUAGGACAAGAUGGCAGCAAUGCAGGCGAACUGUGCAUGGUAUGGAUUUAUAAGUCCAUAACAUGUUCAGAGAAGCCCUGGAUUAUACUUAUAUUGACUCUCUGUGAAGGUAUGGCCUCACAAGUCUUGGUCUACCCACCACACAUUUACCAAACCCAGACAAGUGCCUUUAGCAGUUUGAAGAAACUCAAAGUUGAGCCCAGCAGCUGUGUGUACCAUGAGAGGGCACAACCGCAGACUCAUCUGAACAGCAGAACCCUUGGAACUGUGCGGCCGACCAAACAAGCACACUCGUUUGUGAACCGAGACUUGGCAGUGGGCGUGAAAGUGCGCGGAGGACAAGGAGGACACCCGGUGCAGACGGUGGUUGUGGGAGGUGUACAGAGACAACAGACUGGUAAUAGAGGAGGAAGAGGAGGAGGAGGAGGAGGACGACGACGACAAGGCCCAGCUGCGGCCCAGCAGGGGCAGGACACAGGGGUUGUCCACUCGCAAGGCAAGGAGCAGCAGACGGACACAGCAAGUGGGGGCAGCAGUGGAGCACCAGGGGCAGGAGGAGGAGGGGGGGGACGGGGAGAGGGCUGCAGUGGAGGAGGAGAGGAGGAGGGUGACGGAGAAGAGGACCGUGGAGGUUUGUACUCGGCCGACAGCUCUCGGCGAUGUGGACUGAAACGUAAAAGCGAAGAGCUGAAUAACAAAGGGAGCGCCAUGCAGAUUGUGGAGGAGCUGUCAAUGAUGCCCGCCAUGAUGCAAACGACACAUGUAGGGAACGCAACCGUUGGGGCUGGAGGGGGCCCCUCGACACAUGACGGCGGUGCAGCAGGAGGGGAUGGGGACUAUCAGGUUGUGCAGCAUGAAGUCCUGUGUUCCAUGAAGAACACUUACGAAGUGCUGGAUUUCCUGGGCCGUGGCACGUUUGGCCAGGUUGUGAAGUGCUGGAAGAGGGGCACGGGGGAGGUCGUGGCUGUGAAGAUCCUGAAAAACCACCCUUCGUACGCGCGGCAGGGUCAAAUCGAAGUCGGCAUACUCGCUCGCCUGAGCGGGGAGAACGCAGACGAGCACAACCUCGUCCGAGCCUUCGAAUGCUUCCAGCAUCGCAGCCACACCUGCCUGGUGUUUGAGAUGCUCGAGCAGAACCUGUACGAUUUCCUGAAGCAGAAUAAGUUCAGCCCGCUGCCCCUGAAAGUGAUCAGACCUGUGCUACAGCAGGUAGCGACAGCGCUGAAAAAGCUGAAGAGCAUGAGUCUGAUUCAUGCCGACCUCAAGCCGGAGAACAUCAUGCUGGUGGACCCCGUGAGACAACCCUACAGGGUUAAGGUGAUCGACUUCGGCUCAGCCAGCCACGUGUCCAAAGCAGUGUGCUCGACGUACCUCCAGUCUCGGUACUAUAGGGCUCCAGAGAUUAUUUUGGGAUUGCCGUUUUGUGAAGCCAUAGACAUGUGGUCCCUCGGCUGUGUGAUAGCUGAGCUCUUUCUGGGCUGGCCCCUGUACCCGGGGGCCCUGGAGUACGACCAGAUUCGCUACAUUUCUCAGACUCAAGGUUUGCCAGCGGGGCAGUUAUUGAAUUUGGGGACAAAGACCACGCGGUUCUUUUGCAAAGAGUCCGACUCACCGUACGCAGCAUGGAGACUAAAGUCAACAGAUGAGCAUGAGACGGAGACGGGAAUGAAAUCAAAGGAAGCCAGGAAGUACAUCUUCAGCUGUAUGGAUGACGUAGCGCACGUGAACUUGGUGAUGAAUCUGGAAGGCAGUGACUUUUUGGCGGAGAAGGCCGACCGCCAGGAGUUUGUGAGCCUGCUGAAGAAGAUGUUGUUGGUCGAUGCGGAGGAGCGGAUCACCCCCGCCGAAGCUCUCAGCCACCCCUUUGUGACGAUGCAACACCUGCUCGACUUCCCCCAUAGUAACCACGUGAAGUCGUGUUUCCACGUUAUGGAUGUUUGCUGGACUCGUCCAAUCGCAUAUGAGGCGACCAACCGAAAUAUAGGGCCUUUCAUCAGAGCUGUACCCGGAACAGCUGCUGCCGCCGGCAACCACCCAUUCAGCAAGAUUGCCAGUGUCCACACUCAAGGAUUAGCCCCAUCAGGCCAAUCAGUGAUGCACCCUGGGAUACCAUUGCAGACAGGAAGUGGUCAGUUUGGAUGCAGCGAUUCAUUUCAGCAGGCGCUCAUUCUAUGUCCCCCAAACAUUCAAGGAAUCCCCACCAACACCGCUAAGCCAGCAGGCUACUCUGUUCGAAUGGAGGGCUCCGUGCCUCUGGUGCCUCCCAUCCAGCCCAUACAAAUCCGACCUGGAGUCAUCACACAGGCUUGGUCCAACCGGGCACAGCAGAUCCUGGUGCCCACUUGGCAGCAGGUGACCUCGGUGCCUCCACCACCAACCUCUCUGGCGUCUGACCCGGUGGCCGGCUCGCAACGAUUGGGUGACUGGGGGAAAGUGCAUCCCCAUGGUAACCAUUACAGUUCCAUGAUUGCACAUUCCCAGCCAUUCUUAACCAACCAAAUGACCAUGUCCACCCACCAGCCAAUCAACAUAGGCAUUGCACAUGUGGUGUGGCCACAGCCCGCUGCCAACAAGAGAGCCAAGCCUUGUGUGAACAGGGGCAGCAACUACUCCCAAAACACAAACGUCCAAAAUAUAGCAUGCCAGUCCCCAAAGAUGGCCAUUACAGCAAAGAAUGUGCAGCAGGUAGAAGCCAGAUUCCCAGAAGGAGGGCGUACUGCUGGAGAGGAGCAGGGAGCCGAGCGUGUCGAGGAGGACGACGACAACUGCUGCAAAGCGGAGCCCGACUCCGGGGAGCGGUCGGCGUCGCAGGAGCAGCGGCAGGCGAUGGUGAUCUCUGACAUAGCGAGCCCGACUGCGAGCGUUAUCAGUAUCAGCAGCGAUGAAGAGGAGAGCGCACCAAGGCACUCGAUGGGGGAGUGUAAGGGUCGUGCCGAUUGCCAGGCGUGUCAGAGCACCGUCAGUAUGGAGCGAGUCUGCUCCCUCAGCAGUCCGGACAGCACGCUCAGCACCAGCUCUUCCGCCUCGGCCCAGUCCAGCACGUCGCCCUGCAAACACCCCAACAGUAUGUCCGACGACGAACAGGAGGGCGGUUGUGACGCGGUGGACGGCUCGCCUGCCCCAGACGCCGCCGGUCACAUCGACGGGCCCUUCGCGCAGCAACGCUUCGUCGCCGACCGGAACUGCGAGCCCCGCAUUGCGUGCGUUGCCCCGGAGACGGACCCCAGCAAGCCGACCGUUCGCACUGUUGUGGUGCCGCCCAUGAGAGUGCACAACAACAACAUCUACCCCGCUGUCAGUGACUUGUAUGGCAACACAGGUCACAUGGUCUGGGAUUACGCUGUCUUUGUAGACCACAGAGGUUCUCACAGAGUCUUUGUGCCAGUCCAGAGGGCGAGGCAUUCCUGGUCGACAUCAUCGCCAGUCCACACCCCUCCUCAACAGACAGCAGAAGAUCACCCCUGCAUUCCAGCCCCGGCAACAGCAGCCUCUGGGCUUUGGGCAGGUGCAGCAUUUCGGAUCCUGCCACCAGGAAUGGAACGGCAACUAUUCCCACCGGAGACCACAGGCCUAUAUUCCUCCCACCAUGCAUGGGCACACGUUCACCCUGUCCCACAGCAGCCCAAAUCACUCUACGGUCCCCCACCCCCACCUUGGGGGCCACCCGCACCCCCAGCCCACCUUACUGUCCUACCCGCCGCCUGGGCCUCUGGUCACGGCUGCACCCGUGGCCCACCUCCUGGCUUCCCCCGUAGCCUCCCGCCCCGUCCUCCAGCCCACCUACAGCAUCUCCCACCCGGCAGGCAUCGUGCAUCAGGUCACAGUGGGCAUCAACCCCCGGCUGCUGCCCUCCCCCACCGUGCACCCCCAGGGCCAAUUCAAGCCCCUCUAUCCCCCGCACUCCUACAUUGCCUCGCCCGCCUACGCCAGUUUCCCUCUCAGCCCCACCAAAAUAAACCAGUACCCUUACAUCUGAGCAUGAUGGCCCAGGUUCCCUUUAUACCACCCGAGGGCUAAGUGAGCGGGGGGGGAAAUCUCUCUUCGACCACAAGCAACAUGGUUCUCAUUUCCACAACCAUGGCACAACCACAGAGAAAGCAAGCUAUUUUUCUGAAUCAUGUAGACUUGUGUAAUUGAACUUCAAGCUUUAAAAAAAAAAAAAGAAAAGAAAAAGAGUUCCAAUGGCGGAGAUGAUUUGGGCAAAACAUUAAGAAGGAAAUAAUGUGCGAAUGAUUGAAUGAACGAAUGAACGAGUCGUGAAACUCACACUUAAUGUGUAUUUUGCACAUUUGAUAUAUCUUUGCAUUGGAUCUUCUACGAAUACUCCUCAAACAGGUAAAAUAAUUGGGGUGGUGUUGAAUAGUUAGACUUUGCACCCCUGAUCCCAGCUAUUUUUCUAUAUUGCCUUCUUACGUGUGCAAGACACAUCCGUAUUUGUAAAGCCAUCCCAGUCUCUCUCUAGGUUGACCAGUUGUCCACGGUGUCUGUUGUACUGCGUUGAAAGUAUUUGUACCUUUUUCGGUGUCUUUUGGUGUUAGCAAUUGUCAAGUCGAUUAACCGCGUCCUGUCGGGUUGUUCCUCACGCUGCAUGUGGUCUUGCAUGAGCAAAAAAAAUGUAACCGGAGAGACGCGUAGACGUUGCUCUUAUUGCUUGUGUCACAAGACUCGCUGCAUUGUAUAACUGUCCCCAGCCAUAGUGCCUUACAUAUUUGAGGUUGUUAAUGUUACUACUUAUAUAUGACUAUAUACAUGGAUAUUAAUGUACUGGACUGCAGCACUUGAAAUUCCAAUCGGUCGAUGCAUCCUAUGUGAGUAUAUAUAUGCACUCGUGUGUAUGUCAAUGCAUAGCCUGCAUGGAUGUGAUAAGCGGUGCUUAUCUUUUUGGAGUCGGUGUGUAUAUUUCAGUGUGUCGUGAGUUACUUUUCUGUUCUCUCAAGGAGGACAGCAUGCUUUGCUGUUGCGAAUGCUUACUGUUUCAUUACAUUUGUUUUCUUUUUUCUCCGUUCUCCCUUUCCCCCGAAUGAACUAGUGUACAACGUGCAAGUACUGAGUAUUGCUUAAUAUUUGAUAAUCACUUUCUAUUUAGUGAAACUAUUAUUACAAACAGUAUUUGUACUGUUUGAUGAACACUGCAAUACAAUCUAAAUAGUUGUUGAUUUUUGUUUUUGUCUUUUUAUUUAGAGUGUUUUCACUUUGUUGUUUCCUAGACGUGGUGGGCAUGGCUUUGAUUAGGUAAGGAAAGAAAUGCAAAUUAAUUCACGGUAUGGAAUUUUCUAAGCCUGAGCGAACCAUGCAGUAUUCGAUAUACACACAUAUAUGGACAUAUAUUAUAGAGCUAGACUAUUUAGUACAGAUGCUUGGUAAGGUGUGAGUUAAUUGUGUGCAAUUCUCUCAUUUAUGCAUGUGACAAAGUUAACUUUUCCCUUUUACAUUAUACCAUUUGUUAAAGGCUUAAGGUUUAUCGCUGUCGACUGCUUAUUUUAUACAUUCCGUCAGGGAGGAUAUAUAUAUAUAUAUAUAUAUAUAAAUUAUCUGUUCAUUUAACUAGUUAAGUGUGUAUUUCUUGUCUUUAUUUUCAAAUGAAGUUGCUUGUGCAGCACCAAAGACUGUAAUUCAUUUCCUGAGCAAGGUAGCUAUUCUGUUUGCUUAGACCGCCGUUAUACUGUAGUUGUAGAAUGGGGUUAAAUUAAGAAAAAAAGAAAAAAAUAGUAUUUUAAAAAAACAACAAAAAACGGCAGAGGUUUUGUCUCGCUUUUUGGGCAAUUAAUAAGUCAUAUCAUUUCUUGAAUGUAUCCUAGAUAAGCUGCUACAUGAUGAUUGCCACUUCGAUAGCUGUGAAAUUAGGGUGAUUUUUCUCUUGAGUUUAAACCUAGUGUUGCUAUUUUUGUAUCGGUCCCUAAAGAUCUGAAAUAGAAGUGGUUUUGAUUUUUGUGUUUUGCGUUCGUAUUUGGAGUGUCAUUGUAACUACUGUAUUGCUGAUGAUGACCAUUAGUUGCAUUUGUUGUUUCUCGGGGUGUGUGUUUUUUUGCAUCAGUAUUUUAUCCUUAUUAACCUUUUGGGCUCAUCGCUGCAUAUAAAUGAUGUAUCGUCGUAACUUAAUUUGUGUAUGUUUUCAUAUUUGAUGUUUUGUACACAUCUGAAGCUGCAGCUUGCAGGAUUGAUUUAACUUUGUCAUUGUACGCGUACACACGGUAUCCUCGCAGUCCUCUGUGUUACUAGAGCACCGCGCGAUGCCAGGAGGAGAAAAAAGAAAGAAAACACAUUAUGUUCAUCGAAUGGCUUCUGUAAUGUCCCCGCCAAUUACACGCAAACACCAUCGGCACUCACACAGGUGGGGUUACGUGAGGCGUCGAUUAGACCGUCUGAAACCAAAUCAGCCCGAUGUUUCUGUUCCAAAAAUAAUGUUUUACAACUUGUUUUGCUGUUAAAUUGAUUUGAACAAAUCCGUAUUGCGACCGUGUUAAACCGCCCGAUGGUAUAUCUGGCUAGAAUAUCCGUUUCGCAGUUUGUUGUCGUUAACGGCCUCGUGUUCAGAUCGCUCUUGGUCAACGCAGACCUGUGGUCCUUGUUAAGUGUUCCGUAACGAAAUGGAGACCGUGUGAGCAGCGCUGCGUUUGUGCCUUGAGCUUCAGAAAGUGAGGAUUGGAGAUGGCGAUUCCUCGCCUCGUCUUGGAACCGCCCGUUACCGUAUCGGGGGAGGCAGUCGUUUUAACGGCCACGUGACCAGGAAUACAUUUCUUUUUCUUCAAAUGCCACCAAAGCCCCUGUGAUAACACACACACACACACACACACACUCUGAUAGAUAUGACACCAUUUUUGGAUGGUCACUCUGACUAAACAGUAGAUGCAAUACGUUCCUUCGGCCACUGCACCCCCAAGUGUUCUUAGAUAACCUCCAUGCUUCACGUCGCGGUGCACGUACACCUACGUUGCUUCACGCCGUCGGCCCAGAGCGCCGUUUCCACCGCGCUGGUUCAGGCGGGCCGGAGCGCAGUGGACAGCGCUGGCCUUUAGGAAUCGGACGGGCCGCGCUUCGAGUUGAUUCUGUUCUGGAUGGAAAUGGCUCCGUCGGUCACGAGUUCAAUACUCCACAUGUAAGCACUUGCGUUGAUGUGGUUGUGCGUCUUUUUGAUGGCUUCGUUCUCCCCUGUUUGCGUCGCUGAUCGUACUCGCGUGUCAUUUUGGGAUAGAGAGCUCGUGACAACAAGGCAUGAACUUGUCAGAUAAGUGCUUGAAGUAGUUCCCCAAUAAUAAGCAUGUGAAAUGUAAUGUGUGUUUUUGAUUCCUCCGAAGGUAUUCACCAGCAAUGCGCCUGCAUAAACUCUCCCGUACGUGUUAGGAAAAGAAUGGAUGCAAGAGGAAAUCGAUCUUAAAACCGUUUUGAUUUUCCACACGAUUGACCCCUUGGGCUUAAGUUCUCUUUUUUCUUUUUGAGGAUUCAUGUAACGUUGAACAGAUAAAAGUCGUUUGUGAAAUUACUACAAUUUAAAGUUCUGACUUUGGUAUCGGAAAACAAAUCCUCCGCUGCGGUAUUAUCCUUGAGAGAUGUUAAUCCGGGUCUGUUUUGGUCUCCAUGUACUACUGUGUUUCUCUGAUUUGAUUUGAUGAGGUUUGAUUUCUCAAGUGCUUAUUUUUCUGGUAAUCUGUCAAUUUUAGAGUUAAUUCCCACUACAAGUUAUGGAAUCAUCUGUUUAGAUUGCGCAUCAAAAAGAAAUCUGAACUGUUACUGUUUUAUAAUACCUGUAUACUUUUGUGGCUUUUUGUUCUUUCGUUUUUAUUUCAUUUAGCUUUUUGAUUUUGUGCUACACUAGUUUGCCAUGUAGCAAUUGCACUGUGCAAUAUUUACAGUAUGAGGACUGGGAAAACUAACUAUGGAUGUGAUGUCUCUUUACAGUAUGCGAUAGUGUUUCCUCUCUAGUUCUCAGUGAUUUAGGUGUGACCAAGCCUUCUCUAUUUUGUCACAUUAAGCGGGUUUUUCCAGGUGACUCUUUUGGUGACUGUCAAAAUAAGACUUUAUGGUGUAUUAUUGUUGAGAUUCACUUUGCAUUAAAAAAAAUCUAUCGAUGCAGCUCU
Messenger RNA from Pseudoliparis swirei, 8284 nucleotides. RefSeq names its product homeodomain interacting protein kinase 3b (gene hipk3b). Bases 246 to 4226 code for a protein of 1326 amino acids. Lineage: Eukaryota; Metazoa; Chordata; Actinopteri; Perciformes; Liparidae. Gene Ontology annotation, biological process: peptidyl-serine phosphorylation; peptidyl-threonine phosphorylation. The transcript is spliced from 17 exons. The record is from RefSeq and is a predicted model, not a curated record. Gene Ontology annotation, molecular function: ATP binding; protein serine/threonine kinase activity; protein tyrosine kinase activity. Gene Ontology annotation, cellular component: cytoplasm; PML body; nucleus.